AUGUCAAAUCGAUUUCCCCCGUCGUCCGGGUUCAAUUCCCGUGAUCGUUCACCGCAGCGCUUCGGUCGUCCACCCUUUGGCCCUCGUGGUCCUGACGAUGGCCCUGCCCCAUUUAGAGACCCGCCUCGUGGUCCUCGCGCCUUGGUUGAACCGUCUCGGGGCCACUUUGGUGGUCGCGGUAGGGGUUAUGGCCGUGGUGAUUUCCGUGAUCGCGACAGAGAUCCACGAGACCGAGACCGUGAUUUUCGAGACAACCGUGAUGGCCCUCCGUUCCGCCGGGAUUUGGACCGUGAAUGGGUUCGCCGCGACCGUGACUUUGACCCCCGAGAUAAUCGAAUUGGCUUUGGCCGAGGACGCUCCAGAUCCCCGACGCGCGACUUUCGUGAUGGCCCCCUGGGCCGUGACUUUGAUUUAGGCCGCAUCCGACGCAACUCUCGAGACAGCAUCUUGUCCGCAUCUUCAGGAGGCCCAGAUGGCCCACCUACAAAUGGCGGUCAUAUCAAUCGAGGAGGCAUGCGAGGCCGCGGCCGUGGAGACUGGGAAGGUGGACGCGGUCGAGGCCGCCCACCCUUCCUCAAUGACGAUCGCGAUCUCUUCCGGCGACGAAGCCAAUCUCGUGAACCAUGGCGCGGCCGCCCUGAUCGAAUGAUGGAUCGUGACCGAGACCGAGAUAUUGACCGUGACCGUGUUCUAGAUCGAGAUCGCAUGAUGGACCGAGAACGUGAUCGAGAACCCCCACGACCAAGAGACCGAGACCGAGACUUAGAUCGCGACUUGGACCGCCGAGAUCGUUUUGACCGCCGAGAAGAUUGGGAACCCCGACGUCCAGAUCGUGAGGACCGAGACCGUCCAGUCGAUUUCUGGAAACGUGACCAUCCUCCGAGCCGCGCAGAAAGCCGUGCAGCAAGCGGCUCGACUACCUCCUCACACCCCCCUGCAGCAUCUACUACGGGCCCAGCGCCAGUGGAUCGACACCCCGAGCCCCCAAUCGACCCAGGCCGGAAAGCAUCGAUCAUGUCAGCUGCUCCGGCACCAGAGCCGGUACGAGAGACGGAGCGCAUUGAAGCAGUACCAGCUCGCCCAGAGGUUCCAAAGGAUGUCCCGCCUAUUAUUCGACCAUCUCCGCCUCCAGCUGCUCCUCAAGUACCCGCCUUUGGCUCUGUGUCAGUGCCCAUUCCAACCCCAGCUGCCGAUCAAGAACCCGCAGAACAGCGAACGGCCCCAAAUCCUCCCCAGCCAACAGAGAAAGACCGGAAUGAAGUACAACGGCCGAUUGUUCAGCCUCCCACAGGCCCCAGGGCAGAAAGAGGCGAUACCCCAAUUGUCUCUGAACCUCGCAAUCGUCCUGAGUUGCCGGCAGAGCCCGCACAUAUGCAGGGAGGACCUGCGCGAGCGUCACGACCAUCUACAAGUAUCUCCGAAUUAUCUCCACCGACUGCUCCAGCCGCGAUGUCUAAACCGAACUCAGUCUCUGCACCAACCGAGCCUUUUGGGGCCCGCAGAUCGAGCUCCCUAACCUCAUCUCCAACAUCCACCCGAUAUCCAGCCUCAGUUCAGCGUGCAGCAUCUCGAGAACCAUCCAUAUCACCUCGAGUGCCCCCCUCCGUUAUACCCACUGGACCUAGAGCACUGCAACGCCAAGCACCAUCACCACGCGGAGGGAAAGGCAAUAAGCCCUGGAUGCAUUCAGGUUUCCCCCGAACACCAUCCGUCUCCAAUCCGCCUCCGAAACAGGGACUCGUCAUUGACAGGGAGGCUGCUGCUGUUGGGCAAAACACUCGGAAAGUCCCAGGGCCGCCGUCUCCCGUCGCAGAUGAGCCAGAGAGUGGUGAAAUUAUUCCGCGUGAAGAUGAGAAAAUCAGGUCUCCGGUUUUCGAUUCAAUGAAACUCCCGCUUCGCCUCAGCCCCCCAUUGGAUUCCAACGUCGAAAAUGGUGAAUUGAGCGAACACUUUGAGAAAAGUGCCAAGGAAGAAGAACCUGCCAUGGUGCCGGACUUUGAACGCUCUAGUGAUGAGGAAGAUAGCGAGAAUGUCUUCACCCAGGAAUAUCUCGAUGAAAGGAAACGAAUUUUCGAACGGGACAUGGAAUCACUCCGAGCCGAACUGCCCCCUUCUCCUCUGGAAGACCCGACGAUUGUAUCACUACUGUUGAAAAUACAGCUACUUGGCAUGUUGGCUCACGAAAUGUCGGUGGAACAGCCAGCAGAAGAAGAGGAGGAAGAAGAAGAAUUAGAAAAACCAGUGCCGCAAUCUGUGGACCCUGUGCCAUCAGUGGAAGAUGAAGAGUUAGCCAAUCCUCCAAGCAGUGAACGGGUGGUGUCCUUCGCACCAACGCCGAAUGAACGUGAACUCGAACGUGAACUUGAACGCGAAGCCGAAUCCGAACUUGAAGCUGAAGCUGGGCGUCAACCGGAGCCAGUUUUUGAAACUAUCAUUCCCCCUGUGGUACCCAGUGAUGAAGUUACCAUUGACAAUCUUCCUUUCUUACACUCUGGCCCUCCCACUCCCCUUUCGGAUUUGGAAGUGUAUCAUGACAACAUUGCUACCCAGAACCGUCUUAAGGAAACCUUCUCUAAUGAGCUUUCUAAGAUGCAGCAAGAAGUCUUCAAGAAGAAUGCUAUUCUUCGAGAAGAGUACAUGUCUUACUACAAGCCUUGGCGAUUGGCCAUCUGGGAGCUAGACCGUCUGAAGGACAAGAAAACUGACACCCCAGCGCCAGCCUCGCCACCAGUUUCUACAGUACCAACAACACCAGCUCCCAUGCCGGAAGGCCGUGAAGGACGACGAUAUAAAGGAAACAGCGAACUUGAUUUCCUCAACGCGCUGAAAGCCUCUGAGAUCUCAGCUCAAGAAGAGCUCGAACGCCGACGUACCAAGAUGGCUACUGCUCGGCCCGAUUUGGGACGCGAGGCAAUCAUUCCCAACAUGCUCGAGCCGCGUGAGGAGAAGGCCUGCGUCUACAAAGACGUAAAUAAUAUCAUUGAGUGCAAUCACGCCAUGGAUGUUUUCGGCUUCCUGCCACCUCCCAACGAUUUCACUCCGGAGGAACACGUCACCUUCACAGACGCAUUUAUGGCAUACCCGAAGAAAUGGGGCAAAAUUGCGGAAUCUCUACCUGGGCGCACCUUCCAGCAGUGUAUUGUUCACUAUUACCUCACCAAGGAAGAGAUCAAGUACAAGGCUAAGCUCAACAAACGCUGGAGUAAACGCAAGGGUCCUCGAAAAGGCGGCGCGGCACGGCCGAAAUCCAAUGCUCUUAUUGCCGACUUGAGCGUCGUCAAGCCUGACAUGGACGGCGAGGACGCAAUCCCCGCUGUCACUGAUACUGGUCGUCCAAGACGUGCUGCGGCUCCUAAAUUUGGUGGUGAGCCUGGUGAAACGGAGGACGGGUCAGCGGGCCGUCGUGCCCAAACUGGCCGCGAUAUUGAACCAGUUGAAAAGGCGCCUGCUCGCCGAGGUGGACGCGGUGGAGGCGGCACUCGCGGCGCCCGUCGUGCGAAGACCACGCAGCCCGACCAGAAAGGUCAGGUCUUAGCUACACCGGAGACUUUGCCCCCGCCUCUUCCUGGAGCCGAGAUGGAAAUGACCCCAGACAACAGCAUGCAAUGGGGUCUAGAUGGCAGAGUAGAUCGGAUGGUUCAAGAACCACUUCCGGUAAUGCCGCGAGGUAGGGGACGUGGACGCGCGAAAGACGGGGUUUAUGUCUUUGAGUCUACCGAAAUUGACCCACCUAUGGCAGUCAAACAGGCUGAGACGGGCUAUGGGUCCAUGCAGCCGACGAGCUAUUGGUCCGUGCCAGAACAGCGUGAUUUCCCUGCCUUGCUGGCACACUUUGGCCGUGAUUUUGAAGGUAUCUCAGGUUGGAUGAAGACUAAAACCACGGUAAUGGUCAAAAACUUCUACCAGCGUCGCCUGGACAGUGGCCACAAAGACUUCGAGUUGAUUCUUACUGAGGCCGAGGACAAGAAGGUCCGCGGUGAGCUUACGGGCCCUCUUCCCAUUCCAAGUGUUGCCCCCAAGCGCCGAUACGAGGCAACUCCGUCUUCUAUCAUUCCUCGCCCUCUUGCUCCUCAUGGCGAUCCCAUGACCGAAGACGAGGUUCGGUUCUCAAAGGUGAAACCUCUUGCCCUCUCACCACAGCCUAUGCCCAUGCAUGGGCGGCCGACGUCUGAGAAAGAUCGCAAUGCGGCUCGCUAUCAACCGCUUGCGCAAGCCUCCACCGCUUCUCCGGUGCCAUCAACUGCGACUCUCAUUGAAGAAUCAACUCGAGCAAUUCGCGCACAGAACGCAGGCCAGGCUCACCGUUUGUCGGGACCACGUCUUGGGUACUUCACAGAGGACAGACGGGACUCUUCCAUCCUGCCUCAUUCAACCUCCCGUGCACAGGAUCUAUCUCUUUCCUCACGCCUUCCCCCUGGCUCAAUGCCACCUGAUAUGGCUCGGAUGGAACCUUUGUCUACGCAAGGUUACAUGUCUGCGCAACAGCCGCCGUCUAUGCUUUCCUCGGGCCAUUCGCGUCACCCCAGCUUGACCCAGCCGGGUUCGCCCACUCAAUUGCCUAGACCUGAACUUGACAUUGCAUCCGUUCACCGUGACCCCUUUGCUCCUAGGCCCUACUACUCGUACGCAGGCCAAGGAAUGUCGCAGUCGCCUCGCCCGGGUUUGUCACCAGUCAAAGAUGCACCUCGCCCGAGUGUCACUCCGGCUCCUGAUGCGUCUCGCCAAGUGCCCGCCAAACGGUCCAACAUUAUGAGUAUUCUGAACGAUGAGCCGGAGGAGCCUCAGCCCCGCAAACGAUUUGCCAGUGAACAGGCUCCAUCUACCGCUCCUUCAACUUCAGGUGCAGCAGGAAGACCGGUUUACCAGACAACCCAGUCGGCCCGCCAUGAAGACACCGCCAUGACGGGCAUGUCGCAGAAGCCCUCUAGCUACGCUCAGCAAGGCCAGUAUCAGUCAUCUUCUCGCGGAUACGCAGAGUACCCAGGGUAUGGCCCUACCCAGAGUGGCUCAGGCACAUCGGCAAACAAUGACUGGAUGGCCCGAUUCGAUCCACGGGCGCAGCAGGCACCUUCGCAGCCUCAAGCCCAGCCACCACCAGCGCAGCAGCAGAGUAGCCGUCCUGGGGCACCUCUGGCUACCCAGAGCUCCUAUGCAUCUUAUGUUUCGGCCCCGAGCCAGUCUUCAGUGCCUUUGACCAAUCUCUCUGCUCCAUCACCAGCACCGACUCCCCCACCCCAAACCGCCUCUCAACGGUCAUCCUACCCUAGCGUAUUUUCUCAAUCGGCUUCUGCUCAGCCGCCUGGGACGUCUGGGGCGCGUGAGAUAGCUUCUCAGCCGCCAUCCUAUCGAGCAACAUCACCUGGUCCGCGUGCCACCAUGGCGUAUGGAUCGCGACAGGAAGGACCGGCGCCAACACAGUCUGCUGGUCUAUUUGGUGUUCAUUCGCGCCAGUCUGGAGUGCAACAGUCAUAUUCAGCCGCAUCCACGCCAACCCCAGUCCAGUCGCAUAGCUAUCAACAGCAUGUACAAACAAUGGUUAGUGGGUCGCAUCAGCCCGGGUCCCACCGCUCCACUCCAGUGAGCUUGCCCGGUGGUCCCUCCCAAUAUGGACAUAACACCCCACCUCCUCAGUCUCAGCCUAGUCGAUCCAUGGCCUCGCUGGCAAGCCUUGGACGCUCGUACACUCCUCCAUCUACUAUGCAUCCUUCUAUGGGUGGAAGUGCCAUGGGUGGUUAUGCUCCUCCCCCGCAAUCUUUGUCGGGAUCUGUCCCGCCACUUCACCAGCGGCCUGGCGCCCCAGGUUCCCUUAGUGAAGCUACCUCCACACCCACCCACCACCGUGUUUACAGCCAUAGCUCAACUCAAGGUGGGCUACCGGGUUCGUUGCCCCCGCCUUCGCAACCGCCUCGUUAA
Messenger RNA from Penicillium antarcticum, 5913 nucleotides. Its product is annotated as MYB DNA-binding domain protein. Gene Ontology annotation, biological process: regulation of transcription by RNA polymerase II. The record is from RefSeq and is a predicted model, not a curated record. The transcript is spliced from 2 exons. Bases 1 to 5913 code for a protein of 1970 amino acids. Lineage: Eukaryota; Fungi; Ascomycota; Eurotiomycetes; Eurotiales; Aspergillaceae. Gene Ontology annotation, cellular component: Set3 complex.